AUGGUAGCACAACAAGAGCAAAUGUCAUUUCAAGUUGGAAAACGUAAACGUAUAGCACUUGUUGCACAUGACAAUAAAAAGCCUGAACUGUUAGAAUGGGUUAAGCGUAAUCGACAACAGUUAUUACAACAUGAAUUAUACGGUACAGGAACAACUGGUAAAUUAGUUGAACAAGAGUUGGGUACAACAGUCAUAAAAUAUAAAAGUGGUCCAUUAGGUGGAGAUCAACAACUAGGUGCAAAAAAAGCUGACCAAAUGAUCGAUAUUUUAAUAUUUAUGAUCGACCCAUUGACUGCACAACCACACGAUGUUGAUGUUAAAGCAUUGCAACGUAUAGCAGUGGUAUGGAACAUCCCAAUGGCCUGGGAUUUAGCGACAGCUGAUUUCAUUUUAACAUCACCAUAUAUGAAAGACACAUAUACAAGAGAAGUUCCCUCAUUUUCUACUUAUCUUAAUCGUACAAUUCCUUAA
Messenger RNA from Didymodactylos carnosus, 471 nucleotides. Lineage: Eukaryota; Metazoa; Rotifera; Eurotatoria; Philodinida; Philodinidae. The record is from the annotation of a GenBank genome assembly.